ACAACGAGAGAAAGGAUCCAUUCUUAUACUUUUCUCCUUUCUGCCUUCAUGGCUGUUGAUCACGAUAUUCUUUGGCUGCAAACAGCACCGUCCAUAGCUGCCAUUUAUUAUCACACACAUCUCUAUACCACUCAUGUUCUAUAUUGUCCCGAUGAUCGUGUUCAAUUAGACGAGCUCACCGUGCGCGAUUUAGGUCGAAAAAUAUUGAAUGUGUUAGACUCGAACAACAAAAAACUCGCCGUUCACUUUAUGCGACCAUGUGCCAUUCGAAAACACCAGGAUGUAGUACGAUAUUUGCUCAAGAUCCGAAGUAGCUUGACGAUCGAUUGUCGUGUUCUUCCCACCGCACCCAUCCAAACUCGACUGCUCGCCGGUUGGGCAAUGUCGCUUCAACCCGAAUUCGCAAGUCGCGACUUGUGGCUACGACGUUGUUUGGUACCUUUUCACUCAGACGCGUUUAAUAGCCCUGACGAUGAUUCCGACGUGAAUACCGAGUACAUGGAUCCGUUUUGUAUCACGGCCGAGCCAUUCGAAAAGAGAGCACUUGUGAUCAAUGUUACGCGCUCCAUAUGUACGGGAAAGAGUGGUGUCGGAUUCACGUUAAACGAUGCUGUAGUAAUGGCUAUUCAAGGAUGGACUGAUGUGGUCAAGCAGCUAUCCAUAGCAGGAACAGUUAUUCUUAUUGCUGAUGAAAAGACGCUUUACAAGGGCAUUCCGGAUGAACUUGGUGAAAAACAGGAUAAGCAGCUGAAACGACAUCGUGAGAGUACAUACCGGUACUUGGAGCGACUAGGGUCAGAAUGUCCAAUCUACCUGUAUACACGCGCCUACACUACCAUGGAGCCCGAAACAAUACCCGAAAAACUAGCAUGUAUUCAACAUCGUCAUGGGCUAUGCCUCAGGGGGUCGUUUAUGCUUAGCUGGUCUAGGGACGAUACUCUACUACAGCAUGACGACUGCCCAGCGUACUUUUCACAAAUGCAGCAUAUCUACCUCCGGGAAAUAUUGGUCCAGAAGAGCCGUGUAAUAUGGAAGGGUGACUUUUUUGAAAUCCUACAACGAGAGACCGAAAAGUUACAGCCAGAUAAUAUACGACGGAUAGCACCAUCCACCAUCACCAGUGACCUUUCAGACCAAGAACAGACGUGGACCCCUCUGCUUUAUAUGCAAAGUGACAAGACGACGAGAGAAGAAACUUUUGAAGGAACUGUGAGACACAGCGUAUCUGCUCUUAAUACCCGAGUAUUUGAUUCUUAUAAAUCGCACAUGGAAAAUAUCGAAACAGACAAGUCCGGCGCCAAACAACAGACACACCCUAUGUCAUUUCAAUAUGAUGAUAAUAAUCUGAAAGGAUCUUCAUCCACUCAUAAUAUUCAGCAAGACGAUCAAAACGGCAUGGAUGAAGAUGCAAUUGAAAAACUACGAUAUGGUUUUGCUGAUCGUCUUGACAACGAGGCCAUCAAAACGUAUAUUGGUAACAAGGGCGCUUGCUCACGAGGUCAAACGAUACUCGAUAAGCUCGAUCAAAUGAAGAUAGCUGGGGAUGCGGACAGCAUUGAUAUUUGGGCCAACGCUCACGGAACUGCAAAAGAAGCCUAUGUCGUAUCCAUCACAUUAACAUCCGAGUCACAAAAAGAGAUUGGAUUUAAAGAUGGCUCCUGCUCUUGUCCAGUGGGAAAACAUGGUAAAUGUAAGCACUGCACAGCACUGUUACUACGGUUUAUGGUGAACACGGAUGAAUUCGAUUACGUGGCUCGAUCAGAACGGCCACAACCGAGCACUGCAACUACUCCCACGAGCGAUAUGCCAAAGGCUAGUGCAAACACAUCCAAAUCCACCCGGCAUCCGCCAACACCAGAAGCAGAGAGACAGCUCACAUCACCUUCUGUUACAUCUACAAAUGCUCAGUCAAUGACGACUGUUUCAGGAAGUUCAAAGGCAACAGGUGAUCCCGCAUUCUCCCUCAUCAAACAGCGAUCCUUUCACGAAGAUGACUCUGAAAAACCAAAACAAGAGAAACCGGCAGCAGAAUCCACAUCAAAGCAACCUGUCGGCCGUCGGAUACUGCCUUGGGCCAAACCGGGAGCAGUAGAGGAAGAAAAGCCCAAAUCAAAUAGACGUAGCAAGAAAGACGCCGACUCUGCAACGGCGGCAAAGACGACGCCGAAAAAAGCGACAAAACGGAAAGCUCGCCAAAAUACCGAUGAGAUAAUUGCUGCCAAUGAGGGGAUGCAUGAUAUCGGCACUUCCUUGAAAACGACACGAACAAAAAAGCCAAAAACUGCUACUACAGCAAAAUCAUCAGCACGACAAAAAACUAUAAAGGAGCAAGUGGGAGAGGACGAUAGUGAGGAGGAGGGCGACGAUGACCCAAUGAUGAUUGAUCCAAAAAAAAUCACAGCACGAAAGCGUAAUCCGCGACGGACUGCUACCAAGUCAACCGCAGCGAAAUCAUACAAAGAAAGUGACGAUAAUGACGAAAACAACGAUGCUUCUGUUGAUGAUAAGGAAGCAAUCAGAGCUUACGAAAGGAAAUCGCGCCAGGAUUAUACUGCUACCAAUCAUAGUGAUGGAGAUGACGACAUUUAUCAUGACACUAUGGACGAGGUAGCGACCCGACAUAUCAAACCAAGUACAAAACCUUAUCAGACAAAUGAUGCUGCCGCUCUUGAUUGCGAUUUGAAGGAGGAUAUCCACCAUAACAGCCAUAAUAACAAUGCUCUGCAUGUGCCUGACAAUAACGAUGAUGGUGACGAGAGUGAUGUUACCGAUGAUGGAUUAGGAGUAGUAUACCGGAAACCAAACGAAGAAGAAGAGAAAGAAGCGGCUGCAGAAGGGAGUUACAUGUCACUCGAUAACUCCAUGGGUGCUCAAACACCAACGACAAGUGAUGUUGAAAUGUCAAACAAACAGGACGACAAAAGUUCACUGGGUCAAGUUGAAACCCAAACUUUUGGCAGUAAUAGUAUCGAUGGUAAUAGUACUAAUAUUGGGAUGACGACCGACGAUUUAUUUGACGAACUAGGAUUAUAAAUAUAUACAUUUUCUCUUUUACAUAUAUCAACAUCCACCUGCCUCGCUUCGCUCGGCUGAAUGAGCCCCUUCGCUGCGCUCCG
Messenger RNA from Zychaea mexicana, 3116 nucleotides. RefSeq lists its product as uncharacterized. The record is from RefSeq and is a predicted model, not a curated record. Lineage: Eukaryota; Fungi; Mucoromycota; Mucoromycetes; Mucorales; Lichtheimiaceae. Bases 49 to 3033 code for a protein of 994 amino acids. Gene Ontology annotation, molecular function: zinc ion binding. The transcript is spliced from 10 exons.